Molecule: messenger RNA, 2935 nt
Organism: Siniperca chuatsi (mandarin fish)
Lineage: Eukaryota; Metazoa; Chordata; Actinopteri; Centrarchiformes; Sinipercidae
Gene: rhag
Product: Rh associated glycoprotein
Exons: 10
Coding region: 113-1432 (439 amino acids)
Biological process (GO): ammonium homeostasis; ammonium transmembrane transport
Cellular component (GO): plasma membrane
Molecular function (GO): ammonium channel activity
Source: RefSeq, a predicted model, not a curated record
CUCCCUUCACACAGCACAAGCCCUAAAAAAGACAGAUAGGGAGGAAUAGACAAACAGUGUGUGUCUGUGUGUGUGUGUCAGACUGUGAGAGAUAACCAGAGUUGGUCUCAGGAUGCCUGCGUACGCCACCAACAUGAGGUUGAAGUUCCCCAUUGUGGCCUUGGCUUUGGAGAUUAUCACCAUCAUCCUGUUUGCAGUUUUUGUGGUCUAUGAUGAUGGGAAACAUCAUGGGCACGACGAGCACAACAAACACUCCAAUGAGACUCACCUUGAAGAGCAACCAAUGGAUCUCUACCCCAUGUUUCAGGAUGUCCACGUCAUGAUCUUCAUCGGCUUCGGGUUCCUGAUGACCUUCCUGAAGAGAUACGGAUUCAGCAGCGUGGGCGUCAACUUACUCUUGGCUGCCUUCGGUCUGCAGUGGGGCCUCCUCAUGCAGGGCAUCUGGCAUCUGGAUGAUGGCAAGAUCAAAGUCAACAUCUUAAAAAUAAUCAACGCAGACUUCAGCACAGCUACGGUCCUGAUCUCCUUCGGAGCCGUUCUGGGUAAAACCAGCCCCGUGCAGCUCCUCAUCAUGACCAUACUGGAGAUCACCAUCUUCUCCAUCAAUGAACAUCUGGUGGCCAAAGUCCUCAGAGCUAAUGAUGUUGGAGCAUCCAUGAUCAUCCAUGCUUAUGGAGCCUACUUUGGUCUGGUAGUGGCUCGAGUACUUUACCGACCAGGUUUAAGAAAUGGACAUGAGAAUGACGGAUCUGUUUAUCACUCUGAUCUGUUUGCUAUGAUUGGAACCGUCUUCCUGUGGAUGUUCUGGCCCAGUUUUAACUCGGCCAUCGCUGACCCGGGCUUCACUCAGCUCACAGCAGUGAUCAACACCUACCUCUCCCUGGCUGCCUGUGUGCUCUCUGCCUACGCCAUCUCCAGCCUCGUGGAGCACAAAGGAAAACUGGACAUGGUGCACAUUCAGAAUGCCACCUUGGCCGGUGGCGUUGCCGUGGGAACAUGUGCUGACAUGAACAUCGGGCCAUUUGGGGCAAUGCUGAUUGGAUUAGUGGCUGGCAUAAUCUCUACCCUGGGCUUCAAGUACUUAUCUCCCGUCUUGGCAUCCAAAUUGGGCAUCCAAGAUACCUGCGGUGUCCACAAUCUGCACGGCAUGCCUGGCAUCCUGGGCGGGUUGGCUGGUAUUGUGGCUGUGGCUUUGGGGAAAAAAACGGGAGGUGAUGCUGCCAUGCAAGCUGCUGCCUUGGCUUCAUCCCUCGGGUUUGCUUUGGUAGGAGGUGCUGUUACAGGUUUAAUAAUGAAGUUGCCGAUCUGGGGACAGCCUCCAGACCAGAACUGCUUCGAUGACUCUAUUUACUGGGAGGUUCCUGAGGAGGAGGAGGAGAAUGAGGAGAGCUUGGCUCACACCGAUCACUCAAAGAACAAAGCAGAGGUUUAAAUAUCAGCCCACCGACCACUGAGCUAGAAAUUAACAAGUAAAGAAUUAUUAAUCAGCUACACCAUGUCCGCAGAUAUCAAUUUGUCAGUUAUAUUAAUGUGAUAAACGAUAGACGAUUUACUCGACUCAUCAACACAAAAACGGGGGGGGGGGGUUAAGUCAAUUUAUAAAUCUUUUGUGAGCAAAGAUUUCAUCAUAAUACAUAAAUUUGUAAUUAGGAAGGGCAGUGAAAGGUUUAAACAAUAGAGACUCCAAAAUAUACAUGAGUAAUUUUAUUCUAAUAAUUGUUAACAUAAAGAUUUGGUAAAUCCCAUUUACACUAAGAAAAAAGCUUCUUAAGAAUUUGAAAGGAGAGCAGCGACCUUCAGGGAUUUUUUUUACACUGAAAAUUGUGAUCAAUAAUUUCCAACAAUCAUGAGCCACUAUAGAAGUGAGUCACAUCAUAGGUUCACUGCAGAUACACAACUACUUCCAUAAGCCUUUUCUUUAUUUCAUUUUUAUAAUAUAAAAAGCAUAAAAGCAUGUUUUAAGAUAUUAGUAUAGUAUAUGUAUUUUUCUUCAUACAUUCUUUUAUAUUUCCAUACACCUGGCAUAUGUAUUUCUGCUGAGGCUCAGGUCAAAGAGAGGAGUUAAACCUGCUCUGAUCUGCUGCUUCAUGUCACCUCACUGGAGCCCAGUCCUUCUGCAAGGAGUCAGAGUCAGACUGUGUGAAACCAGCAGUGAGGCUCUGACAUGGGCAGGGAUAGUCGCAUGAAAUGCUGUAAUUAAUGAACCUUUGUGUUGCUUAUCUUCCACUGCUUACAAUCAUUUUCUAUCUAUCUAAGGGCAGCUGUACAAUUUCUUUAAUGCAAUGAUGUGCAUUUAGCAUUGGAUUGGCUGUCACUGGGCAACUGAAGUUAUUUUUUUGUCUGUUUUCUAUUUACAUCCAAUGUAUUCUUACAUGUACAUACAGUUUAGCAUGGAUUGACAUGGUCAGUUUUAUCAAGGCCCUGCAAUGUUAAAAAAGAGCAACUGGUACUGAAUACUUUUCAGAUAUCUUUAAAAGAAUUCAACAGGAACUUACACACUGAUAAAUAAGAAAGGUGUGGCAUUUAUAUGCAAAUGUGACAAUAAACUAACUUUAUUUUACUAUUUUCACUGUCCCAUUAUAUGCAUUAGUUGGACUGUUUUGUACCUGUUUUUUCUAUAGGUGAGUUGCUGUUGGAUUCUUUUUCAUUCUGAGUUUUGAACCAUCACACCUGCAACAAACCUCCUGUGUAUAUUGUGGCAUUAGAGAGCAGCCAUUUCUUUUUUUUAUGUUUAACAAUAAAACAUAGGUCUGCAGGGCUAGAUUAAACUGACUACACACAGUAGUGUUAAUCAAUGAUAUUUUGGUUUGUCAAAUGAUUUAUGAUGCCCAGAACACUGAAACACAUCAUGAUUUUGUAUUUUUAUACAGUGGGCAUGUGCGCUUAUUUGUAUAAUAUACUAAUACUGUCAUAAUAAAUAUGUUUUUGUAUAAUA